Messenger RNA from Tripterygium wilfordii, 3531 nucleotides. RefSeq lists its product as uncharacterized. The record is from RefSeq and is a predicted model, not a curated record. NCBI's taxonomy places the organism in Eukaryota, Viridiplantae, Streptophyta, Magnoliopsida, Celastrales, Celastraceae. The coding region runs from base 450 to 2186 and encodes 578 amino acids. The transcript has 4 exons.
AUUGAUAUCUGUAGAUCACGUCCACCCUCACGAUCUCAUCUUCUGUGAAAAGGAAGCCUUACACCUAAACGGGCGUGAAGAAAUUUUUUGUUGUGCUUGCUCGAAAUCAUUGGCUGGUGCUAGCUUCUACUCUUGCGGUGGGACAAAUGCUCAAACAUUUGCAGAACACAGCCCGUCCAAACCUCCCAAACAGUAUGAAGUUGGUCUUAAAUUUCUGUGAAAACCAAGUCCAAGAACCUCAUCAAAAGAAGAUUUUUUAUUUUUAUACAACGUAUUUGUUUUCACGCGCUAUGUAUUAAAUAAAAAGAAGUUUGAUUUGAAAUGAAGACUUAUGAAGUUGCUUGGAAAGGAACUGGAAGAUGGCCUGCAACCACUUAAAUAUUAGUAUAUUACCCACACAUUGACUUAAGACUUAGACUUGAGACUUUGAGGUUGAGGGGGUGUAUAAAAUGAUAAGCAAUCUGACCGAUGAUCUUGCAGAGAUAGAUAUGGACGUCCAUCCAUUGAUAUCUUUCGAUCACCUCCACCCUCACGAUCUCAUCUUCUGCGAGCAAGAAGUCAUACUCCUAAACGCUCGUGAAGAAGUUUUUUGUCAUGUGUGCUCAAAAUCAUUGGCUGGUGCUCAAUUCUACUAUUGCGGUGAGUGUUAUUUCUUUCUUCAUAACACCUGUGCAGACUUGCCCCCUAUUAUUAAACACCCUUCACAUCGUAAACACACUCUGAUUCUUCACACGAAUUCACCAUAUGGUCCUAAUGGAUCUGAUUGCAAUAUGUGUGAUCUAAGGAUUGCCAACUUCCUUUACCGUUGCUCGGAUUGUGAUUUUGACCUUGAUAUCGAUUGCGCUAUGCUUGCACGAUGCUUUAUUCAACCUCAAAGUCACAAACAUCAUUUCAUUACGUGGUGUAGGUCAGAUCCAUUUACAUGCGAUUUCUGUGGCACAUAUAGUGAUCGGUAUCGGUCUGCAUCCUCGACAAAAAAUUUGCAACCUUGGAUCUGCACUAACUGUCAUGUUGUAGUACACAAUAAAUGUAUCUCACUGCCAUUCUCAAUCCAAUUACCACAACAUGAUCACCCCCUCAUCCACACUUAUUUCAUUCCUGAAAGUCAAUCUAUUGCUGCUUUAAUUUGUAAAAUUUGUUGUCAAGAAGUGAAGAGAGAAUUUGGAUGCUAUUCUUGUCAAAAUUGUCCCUGUGUUGUCCAUGUCAAUUGCGCACUGGACAACGUGCAAGAAGUGGGACAAAAGUUAUGGGCACAAGAAAUUGAGGCAGCAGAGGACCAAUUAGUUGAACAAGAGAUUGAGCAUUUCAGUCAUCCUCAUCAUAAAUUAUUUAUGGUACAAAAUCAUGAUGAUGAUCAUGAGAUUGAAACAAAAUGUGAUGCCUGCAUGCGUAUCAUCUCUUUUCCCUUUUACAAGUGUCUAGAAUGUGAUUUUUCUCUCCAUAUCAGCUGUUCCAAAUUACCAAAACAAAUCAAUCACCCACUUCACCCACAACACCCCCUAACCCUUGCUCCAAACGAAGAAGGGUUCGCUUCCUAUUGUUUUGCUUGCCAUAAUCCGUUUCAUGGCUUCUCAUAUCGUUGUCGAGCUUCUUUUCAUAAGUUCAGAAUUGAUAUCCGAUGUGCAUUGGUUAAUCCUCUUGAAUUCUUCCAUGAUAGUCAUAAGCACCCCCUCAGUGUGCUAACCCAAAGCAAUAACCAUACACAAUGCACUUCUUGCGGCAAGGUCGGCAAGGCAGAUGGCAAGUACCUGCUCCGAUGCAAAGAACAAUGUCCUUUCGCAUUGGACUAUGGAUGCGCCACACUACCACAUAUAGCCAAGUACGAGUACGAUGAAAAUUCUCUGGUCCUCUCGUACUAUGGAGAUGAUGAUUCGAAUGGGUUUCCUUAUUGUGAUAUUUGUGAACAAUAUAGAGAUCCUAAUCUUUGGUUUUACGGUUGUCCUAAUUAUCGUGAGUGUCCAAUCUAUGUUCAUCCUCAUUGUGCUCAUGGUGACUGCCCCUACCUCAAGCUAGGAACCAUUGUCAAUGCUCCCAAUGUGCACGAACACCAUCUCUUUUUCACCCUAAGGAAAGAAGACUUCCUUCCAUGCCACUUGUGCAGUAAGAAGGAUCAAGAAAUAUCCCUUGAAUGUCGCAAGGAAGACUGCAAUUUUAACGUUCAUUGCUAUUGUUCCAUGCAUCUUUAAACCAUUGCAUUCUGAAGACUAGUAGGGAGCCCCUCAUCGGUGUAUUGAGAAGCAUAGUGUAUUGAGGAAUGGGCAAUGGUCUUCAAAGUCUCGAGUAAGAAGCAUGAAGAGUGUUGUCAUAUAUGUAAACCUUCUUAUGUGCUGUUCCUGUUAGUAAUAAUACUAUAAAUGCUCAAGAUGAUGCUCAAAUUCUUUUGUUUCUUAUAAAAUAAGCAAGUCCAAACCAGUUGGUCAAUAUGCCUUGAAUUGGUAGAGUGAGCCUUCAUCAUACUAAUCCAGUUCACUAAUUACUAAUUUAUGGAACAACCAACUCACUACAACUCAGGUCAGGGGCCGACCCACACACAAGGUUGUGUGAUCAACUGACCUCACUCCUUUUAUUUUCCUAUAUGGGUUAAUACAACUUGUGACCACGGAAAGAUUGUCAGUAUUUCAAUUUGACAACCGAGCUGUCAAUUGUUCCAAAUUGAUCAUCGGCAAUUCAAAUUGUUUCAAUUAAGACCUUCGGGCAGAAUUGAGAUAUUUCGGUUAGUCAACCUGCUGAGGUGACAGGUUGACCGUUAAAUCAAUGUUAAAUAUUGUUGAUGUGGCUAACGGUGCAUCAUAUGUGGCUAACAGAAUGGGUCAAAAACCUAAAAUGCCCACAACUCACAUAAACCUCCACCUUUCUCCUUGAAAACCCUACCUUCCUGAGUCGAUCGGCGUCAACAUCCCGACGAGCUGUGUCAGUUGAACUCGAGAGCUUGAAUUUGUAUGAGAAUAAUUUAGAAGGGAUUUUGCCUGGAAGCAUCGCGAAUUCACCUAAUUUGCACGAACUACUCAUUCGAUUACAAUGAUUUAAAGAAAAUAAAAACCAAGAGCUUCAGUUUUGCAACAUCCUCAACACCACCCUCGUGGACAUUGAAGAUCUGCGUAGCAUCAAGGACCUUGUUCUUGGGUGUGACGUUGGCAUCUUUGGGCAUCAUCAAAAUGGCUAAGCAAAUGCCCCUACUUGAACUUGCUCCAAGACAAUCCGUAACCCUUGGUGGUGUGACCCCUGAGCCACAGGUCGGGGUUGCACGCGCCGUCAAGAUGGGGUUUCGAGGGAUGCUUAUUGUAGUCGAAAACAAACACUUUUGCACCGAUGGUCUUGGUAGCGAUAAUAAAGGGGUUCUGCGGCAUAUACCUAGCGCCGUCGUGGUUGAUCUGCUGUAUAAUCUGCACAUUGCCGUUGGCGACACCGAAUCCGCCAACGGCAAAGUUUAAUGCGGUUCAAGUGUUCUUAGUUGUUUUCCAUGGUUUUGGGUACAGGUGUAUUUUAAUUACUGGUCCACUUAAGAAAUUUUUUCAAAAAAAAUUCAUAAUA